Colletotrichum navitas is the source of this 975-nucleotide messenger RNA. RefSeq lists its product as uncharacterized. Bases 338 to 616 code for a protein of 92 amino acids. The transcript is spliced from 2 exons. The record is from RefSeq and is a predicted model, not a curated record. Gene Ontology annotation, molecular function: oxidoreductase activity. Lineage: Eukaryota; Fungi; Ascomycota; Sordariomycetes; Glomerellales; Glomerellaceae.
AUUUCUUGAUUCUAUGGCUAACUGAAAACAUUCCAAGAGCUUCCAACUCUUGGCUUACAUGAUCAACUAUUAAGCCUAGGGUCGUGUGAGUGAUGUUCGUAGGACCUCGAACCGCUGACCAGUGACGGCUAUAUAUAUCGCGCUCAGUCCUGGAGGAAGACCCAACACCUCUUGAGUACCAUCUAAUGCCACCACUCCUCGCUCGCUCCACAACAAAAAAUUAAAACUUGUCGACAUGACCGCCGAAAACCCUCAACAUGAAUUUGUUGUUAUACAAGGCAUUCCUGUUCCCCCAGGAGAAAAGCCCGGACUUCGCCAAGAGUUCACGAAAUAGGCAAUGGAAAAGCCCGAGGAGAACAUCCAAGUCUCCCUUUUCAUCCGGGCACUCCAGUUGUUGUACAAUGAAGACUACACCAAGACUCUUUCGUACUUCCAGAUAGCCGGUAUUCACGGUUAUCCAGGAAGCGUUCGCUGGGAUAAUUCCGCUGGCCCUACGCACCUAAGCAAAGAUAAUAAGGAACAUUUUAUCUACUGUACCCACAACUUACUCACCUUUCCUACGUGGCACAGACCUUACAUGGCUCUGUUUGAGGUGUACACCUCGUGUUUCUGUUAGCCUCUGACCCAAGUCUAAUGCUAUCUCAGCAAACAAUCUACCAGUUCAUGGGCAAAGUGAUUAAAAAGCUACCUUUUAGCAGUAAGGUCGAGAAGAACGUCUGGAUCAAGGAAUCGACUCAGUGGAGACUGCUUUACUGGGACUAGGCCCUCAACCCUGAGGUUCCCAACCUGUUUAGGCCAACCACAGUGAAUAUUCGCGCACCUUUGGGAUCAGAUGGCCUGAAGCCGGAGCCAGAGAAUGUACCAAACCCUUUGUAUCAAUAUGAGUUAAGGAUAAAGGGGGAAGUUAUCAAGAUGGGAGCUCUGCCGGCACCCUUCACUGUCGACGACGUGGUCUUCGAUGGACAGAGAUUCCCG